Molecule: messenger RNA, 575 nt
Organism: Ectocarpus sp. CCAP 1310/34
Lineage: Eukaryota; Phaeophyceae; Ectocarpales; Ectocarpaceae
Source: the annotation of a GenBank genome assembly
UUGCCCAGCCACAAAUACGAGGCCAGAUCAUAAACACAACACGGGAACAGGGAGUCGGGGUUGUGGAGAGGUUGGGGGACACCUCGGCGGAGAGAAGCAACAUAAGCAGGGUAACCCAACGGCGUUUCACAGGAACACUAAAGCACACAAUGGCAGCGGGUCGUGGGACAGGCACAAGCGUGAGUCACCCCGGAGAAUUAUCGCUUUUACACCUCCUUCUCCUACCCCUAAACCUGAACCUCUUUUUGGUGGCCGCAACAGCUGUAGUAGUCGCCUAAACCGACAGAGAGAGGCGGACAUCUUCAAAUUGAAAAAAAAUCCGGAGUGAUGGGACUACAUCCAGAAGAGAGUCGCUGCGAAUCGACACCACACGCAUUGCCCCAACCUUUAGCCUGCAUAUGCAACAACACGCCUUAGCAGCAUUUACAAGCCUCAAUAUUCCCGAGGGAUCCACUGCAGCACGGUCGUUCGCUUGUGUGCGGCACUAGACUAGUCUACUGCUGAACCAAGAGGACCAGAGGCAUGAGAUUUCAUGCCGCAGCGUGCCAUCUCACCUCGAAAUCACGAACUUGGGU